CUCAUGUAGCAGGAAUAGAAGCAGAAGACGGCCUGUAAAAUGAGUGUGUGUGAGGAGAAAGAGGAGAAGGCUUCUGUUCACACUCAGAGAGCAGCAUCUCCAGAGUUCAGCUGUGUUUCUAUGAAGAGUAACAACUCCAUUGGUCUGCCGCCUGAUCUCAGUGAUGGACCUGCUGUGACCUCUGACCCUGUCAAGAAGAGAAAGAGAGCAGCAUCUUCGAUAUCUAGCUGUGUGUCUAUGAAGAGUAACAACUCCAUUGGCCUGCCGCCUGAUCUCAGUGAUGGACCUGCUGUGACCUCUGACCCUGUCAAGAAGAGAAAGAGAGCAGCAUCUUCGAUAUCUAGCUGUGUGUCUAUGAAGAGUAACAACUCCAUUGGUCUGCCGCCUGAUCUUAGUGAUGGACCUGCUGUGACCUCUGACCCUCUCGAUUCCCACCAACCAAUGCAUGAUGAUCUUCAGAUGCAUGAUGAUCUUCAGAGAGUCAAAGACCAGCACAAAACCAGCAUGAAGAACAGACAUGAGAGCGUAUUUGAAGGAAUCAAACUACAAGAGAAUCAGACCCUCCUGAACAGGAUUUACACACAGCUGUACAUCAUAGAGGGAGAGAGUGAAGGGGUGAAUGAAGAACAUGAGGUGCUACAGAUGGAGAAAGGUUUCAAGACACUCCAAGACACUCCAAUCAACUGCAGUGACAUCUUUGGUCCUUCACCUGAACCAGGCUAUGAGGAGAAGAGAAGAGAGAAGAAAGACAAAAUAAAAACAGUUCUUACUAAUGGCAUCGCUGGAAUUGGAAAAACCGUUUCUGUGCAGAAGUUCAUUCUGGACUGGGCCGAGGGAAAAGCCAAUCAGGAUGUAGAUUUCAUGUUUGUGCUUCGAUUUAGAGAGCUGAACUUGAUUAAAGAUCAUCAGUACAGUCUUCACAGACUUCUGCUGGAAUUUCAUCCUGAACUUCAAGAUCUGGACACAAAGGUUUAUGAUGAAUGUACAGUUUUGUUCAUCUUUGAUGGUCUGGAUGAAAGCAGAAUUACACUGAUGUUUUCAGACAGCGAGAAAGUUUCUGAUGUGACCGAGUCUUCAUCAGUGGGUGUGUUGAUGUCAAACCUCAUCAAAGGAAAUCUGCUUCCCUCAGCUCUCAUCUGGAUCACCACCAGACCAGCAGCAGCCAAUCAGAUCCCCUCCAAAUACAUCAACCGUGUGACAGAAAUUCAGGGAUUCAAUGACCCUCAGAAGGAGGAAUAUUUCAGGAAGAGAAUCCGUGACAAGCGUAAAGCCAGCAGAAUCAUCUCACACAUCAGAAAAGCAAAAAGCCUCCACAUCAUGUGCCACAUACCAGUUUUCUGCUGGAUCUCAGCCGCAGUGCUUCAAAACAUAAUGAAACAAAAUCUUGGAGUAGAAAUCCCUCAAACUCUGACUGAAAUGUACAUACACUUCCUCCUCAUCCAAACUCAUAUGAGGAACCAGAAGUAUGAAGAGAGAGAUCCAGAGAAACUCCUGCAGUCCAACAGAGAAGUGAUUGUGAAACUUGCUGAACUGGCUUUCAAUCAGUUGAUGAAGGGCAAUGUGAUGUUCUAUGAGGAGGACCUGAUUGAGAGUGGCAUAGACGUCACUGAUGCCUCAGUGUAUUCUGGGAUUUGCACUGAGAUCUUCAGAGAGGAAUCUGUGAUUUGUCACAGGAAGGUUUACAGCUUUGUACAUUUGAGCUUUCAGGAGUUUUUUGCAGCACUGUAUGCGUUUUUAUGCUAUUUACACAAGAAGAGUGAAGUUAUGAAAGAGUUCCUCACAGGAAAGUUCAGAAAUCAGUGUGGGAAUGUUCCUCUGGAUGUGUUUCUGAAGGGAGCAAUGAAAAAAGCCUUGAACAGUAAAAAUGGAGACCUGGAUCUUUUCCUUCGAUUUCUUCAUGGCAUCUCACUGGAGUCCAAUCAGAGGCUCUUACAGGAUGUGCUGAUAUACACAGUGAACAACCUAGAGAGCAGAGAGAAGAUAAUCAACAGCCUCAAACAAGGUCAAAAAAACAAUAUCAGUCCUGAAAGAUUGAUGAAUCUGUCACACUGCUUGAUUGAGAUGAAGGAUCAUUCUGUUGUUAAAGAAAUGCAGAGGUUUUUAAAGUCUACAACGAAAAGCAAAAAUCUUUCUCUUGCACAAUGUUCUACUUUGGCAAACAUGAUGCUGAUGUCAGAGGAGGUGCUGGAUGAGCUUGACCUUAAAAAGUACAAAUUCAAAUCAAAAGAGGGUCGAUGUAGACUGUUACCUGCUGUGAGGAACUGCAGAAAAGCUCUAUUGGCAGACUGCAUACUCACUGAUCAGCACUGUGAAAUUGUGGCUUCAGCUUUACAAUCAUCCAACUCCCCUCUGAGAGAGCUGGACUUGAGUAAUAAUGACCUACAUGAUUCAGGACUGAAGCUGCUCUUUGUUGGACUAAAGAGUCCAAACUGUCAACUCAACAUACUGAGAUUGGCUGGCUGUAAUCUCACUGAUCAGUGCUGUGAAAUUGUGGCUUCAGCUCUGCAAUCAUCAAACUCCCUCCUCAGAGAUCUGGAUCUGAGUAACAAUAAACUGCAGGAUUCAGGAUUGAAACUGCUGUUUGAUGCGCUCCAGACUCCAAACUGUCAACUCAACAUACUGAGGUUAUCUGGCUGUAUGGUGACAGAGGAAGGUUGUGCUGCUCUGGCAUCAGCUCUGAGUUCAAGCCCUUCACACCUGAGAGAGCUGGACCUGAUCUACAAUCACUCAGGACCCGGGACUCUGGACAAACUCAAUGGAAAUCACAGAGCAGAGAUCAUGAUUUCAAGAUUACCCAAAUACGCCGUUGAUCUCACACUGGAUCCAAACACAGCAAACACUCAUCUCGUUCUGUCUGAGGAGAACAGAAAGGUGACGUUUGUGAAUAAGCAGCAGUCGUAUCCUGAUCAUCCAGAGAGAUUUGAUCAUCAUCAGGUUCUGUGUGGAGAGAGUCUGACUGGACGCUGUUACUGGGAGGCUGAAUGGAGUAGAAAUAUGUAUAUAUCCGUGUCAUAUAAAGGAAUCAGGAGGAAAGGAUGGAGUGCUGACUGUCAGUUUGGACUGAAUGAGAUGUCCUGGAGUCUGAGAUGCUCUGAUGACAGAUUCUCUGUCCUUCACAAUAGUAACUCCACUGCUGUUUCUGCUGGUUCAGGAUCCUGUAAGAGAGUAGGAGUGUAUCUGGACGUGUUGGCCGGCACUUUGUCCUUCUACAGCGUCUCUGACACACACACACUCAUACACUUACACACAUUACACACUACAUUCACUGAACCCCUCUAUGCUGGAUUUAGACUUUUUUCCAACUCUUCAGUGUUUCUGUCACAUUAAACCCACACUUAGACGCAUUCACUGAAUACCUCUGUGC
This is a messenger RNA of Rhinichthys klamathensis goyatoka, 3364 nucleotides long. Its product is annotated as NACHT, LRR and PYD domains-containing protein 3-like. The transcript has 9 exons. Bases 40 to 3327 code for a protein of 1095 amino acids. Lineage: Eukaryota; Metazoa; Chordata; Actinopteri; Cypriniformes; Leuciscidae. The record is from RefSeq and is a predicted model, not a curated record. Gene Ontology annotation, molecular function: protein binding.